Rubroshorea leprosula is the source of this 510-nucleotide messenger RNA. Lineage: Eukaryota; Viridiplantae; Streptophyta; Magnoliopsida; Malvales; Dipterocarpaceae. The record is from the annotation of a GenBank genome assembly.
UAUCUGAUGAAAUAUACUAUAAGUGGUUUUCUUCCUUCUCUCUCGACUCUGUUUCUUCUUUGAAUUCUCCUUCUUCUUGAUUCUUCCCUUGAUUCUAGAUUCUUUCUCUUCUUUCUCCUUAAUUUUGAAUUGGACCGUAACGCCAUGAUUAUUUGGCAGCCAAACGAAAAUGACACCAAAAGUAAGAUUUGGUGAAGCUGAUGACUCCAUUGCCGGGAUAUUGGCAAGAAAGGAGAGACCACGCGACUACACGUACGCUAAAUGGCUCCGUUUGAUGUUCUCAACCCAUUCUUUGACCCAAACUCAAAAGUGAGAAAACAACGCAAUUUUUAGAGUCCCAUUCUCUAAUUUUUGCAGAACAGGCUGAUAUCCAGUAAUAUCUCACACAAACACAUGAGAUAAUCCACUAAUCUCUCACGUACAUAUAUAUAUAUAUAUAUAUACAUAUAAGUUAGAAUUCAUUUACAAAUAAUGUAAUUUUAUUGUUUUCAAUAAAAUUUAUUAAAAUAA